UUCAACCUCUGAAAAGGUUAUAGCACUUGAGAAUCUGCAAGUUUCAUGAGAGUAUAGUGAGGCCUUCUAUCCGUGACGAGACCAAGCUAGGUUCUCCCAAACACUUCAAUAAUAAUCAAACACAUAUCAUGGCUUCUUCGGAUUUGAUAAGGUCCGAGUGGGUGCUCAAUGCUCCUGAGCCUCCCUCUCUUUGGCGUCGCUUUUCUGAUUCCCUCACCAAAUCUGUUUCUCACUAUCGCCACAAACUUUCCUCUCUGAGAGACCAGCCUGGUCCCAAGCCUGUUCUUUCACUUUUGCAGGAAGUUUUCCCUAUUCUUCAUUGGGGCCGUCACUAUUCUCUCACUAAAUUCAGAAACGAUUUUCUUGCCGGUCUCACUAUUGCCAGUCUCUGCAUUCCUCAGAGCAUUGGGUAUGCGACUUUGGCACACCUGGAUCCUCAAUAUGGCCUCUACACAAGUGUUGUUCCUCCACUUAUAUAUGCUGUCAUGGGGAGUUCAAGAGACAUAGCAGUUGGACCAGUGGCUGUGGUUUCACUUCUUUUGUCUUCUAUGGUUCAGAAGUUAAUAGACCCUGCCUCUGAUCCCCUUGGUUAUACGAAGCUUGUUUUGACUACCACUCUUUUCGCUGGGAUCUUUCAGGCUGCCUUUGGCCUCUUCAGGUUGGGGUUCCUUGUGGAUUUUCUGUCCCAUGCUGUUAUCGUUGGAUUCAUGGCGGGAGCCGCCGUUGUUAUUGGUCUUCAACAGUUGAAGGGACUGUUUGGUAUCUCUCACUUUACCAACAAGACCGACAUUAUCUCUGUCCUCAAAGCUACCUGGAGAUCAUUCCAACAUCCUUGGAAUCCUCGUAAUUUCUUCCUGGGAUCCUCAUUCCUGAUCUUCAUUCUAUCAACUAGAUUUGUGGCUAAACGGAAGAAGAAACUGUUCUGGCUUGCUGCAAUCUCACCUCUCGUGUCAGUGAUAGUUUCAACUCUGAUUGUUUUUGCGACAAGAGCUGACAAAAAUGGCGUUAAUAUUGUGAAACACAUCAGAGGAGGAUUGAACCCAAGCUCCAUCAAUCAGCUAGACUUCAAAAGCCCCCAUAUUGCAGGAGUAGCCAAAAUCGGACUAGUUGUUGCUCUCGUUGCCCUCACUGAAUCUGUUGCCGUUGGCCGCUCUUUUGCAUCUUUGAAAGGUUACCGUAUCGACGGAAACAAGGAAAUGAUGUCUAUAGGCCUCACCAACAUCAUCGGAUCUUUCACCUCCUGCUAUGUUGCAACUGGUUCAUUCUCGCGGACGGCGGUGAAUUAUGCGGCGGGAUGUGAAACGUUAAUGUCGAAUGUUGUGAUGGGUAUUACAGUGAUGAUAUCACUGCAAUUCUUGACCAAGUUGCUGUAUUACACUCCUACUGCGAUUCUUGCUUCGGUCAUCCUCUCUGCUCUUCCAGGGCUCAUUGAUGUCUCCGAAGCUUACAAAAUCUGGAAGGUUGACAAGCUUGACUUUAUCGCCACCUCUUCUGCCUUCUUUGGUGUGCUUUUCUCUUCUGUUGAGAUUGCUCUCCUCUUAGCCGUGGCAAUAUCGUUUUUGAAAAUCAUACUGAUUUCAAUUAGGCCCGGAACAGAAACUCUGGGAAAGCUUCCAGGAAUUGACUUGUUCUGCGAUGUGAAUCAGUAUCCUAUGGCUGUGAAGCCUCCUGGCACUCUAAUCGUACGCGUUAAGUCUGCCUUGCUUUGCUUUGCAAAUGCCACUUUCGUUAGGGAAAGGAUCAUCAAAUGGGUGGCUCAGGAAGAAUCAGAGGACGACAAGGGAAAUACCACGAGUACCAUUCGGCUCGUGAUUCUCGACAUCUCCAAUUUGGUGAAUAUUGAUACGUCUGGAAUUGCUUGUCUGGAGGAACUCCGUCAAAGUUUGGAGUCACAGAGGAAGGAGUUAGCAAUUGCGAGCCCUACAUGGGAGGUGAUCCACAAGUUAAAGGCGGCCAACUUUGUGAGCAAAAUUGGUGGAAGGGUGUUCUUGACUGUUGGGGAAGCUAUUGGAUGCAAACAGAAUUGUACUGCUACAUUGGAUUAGGAUCCAUUUGUGGCUCUCCAACCACUUGUUUAAAAGUCUAGAACUAGUUCUUAUGUAUGCCUCAAUAAUGCUUGUUUGACUCACUGUGCUUUGUCUUUAUGUACUUGUGGUGUGACAUAAAUAUAUCCUAAUAAAAAGCUUGUUUAAUUUGGAUUAA
Messenger RNA from Neltuma alba, 2202 nucleotides. RefSeq names its product sulfate transporter 2.1. Gene Ontology annotation, biological process: sulfate transmembrane transport. Gene Ontology annotation, cellular component: membrane. The transcript is spliced from 12 exons. Gene Ontology annotation, molecular function: secondary active sulfate transmembrane transporter activity. Bases 129 to 2045 code for a protein of 638 amino acids. The record is from RefSeq and is a predicted model, not a curated record. Lineage: Eukaryota; Viridiplantae; Streptophyta; Magnoliopsida; Fabales; Fabaceae.